Messenger RNA from Geosmithia morbida, 1797 nucleotides. RefSeq names its product 25S rRNA (cytosine2278-C5)-methyltransferase. Gene Ontology annotation, cellular component: nucleolus. Gene Ontology annotation, biological process: rRNA base methylation. The transcript has 3 exons. Lineage: Eukaryota; Fungi; Ascomycota; Sordariomycetes; Hypocreales; Bionectriaceae. Bases 1 to 1797 code for a protein of 598 amino acids. The record is from RefSeq and is a predicted model, not a curated record. Gene Ontology annotation, molecular function: methyltransferase activity.
AUGUCUCUGUACCACGAGGCAGCAGAGCUGCUGCAGGCAUCGCCGUCAGAAGGCGGCAGUCUCAAAGCCCGCGUGUUUGGGAAGAAGGACCUCAAAUCUCCUCCCGGGCAGCUAUACGCUCUAGUGCUGGAGACAUGCAAAUGGAGUUCUGUUCUCAAGGAGGUGGUGGACCGGGCUGGGAUUCUCAAACUCGAGCGCAAGCUCACGCCGGCGCUCUCGAUACUGCUAGCGCAUGACCUGCUGCUAGCCAAGGGCGGCGUUGCACUCCCCCAGAGCCACGGACUCAGGCAGAGCAUAGAGAGACACAAGGGCAGGCUCAGCUCGGAGCUGACCCUGGCGCGUAUACGUCGCAAGCUGCCGACGACGGAAGCCCUGCGAGAGCAGGUCGAGAAGGCAGCCGUGGGCGACGGGGCCGGCUACCCGCGCUGGGUGCGCGUCAAUGCGCUCAAGAGCAGCGUGGAGGAGCAGCUGGAAACGACCUUUUCCCGCUACGACCGGGCCGCCGACCUGGAUCAGGUGACGGCGUCGACAAAGGCGACAGGGAAGGCUGUCUACAUAGACCCCCACGUCCCUGGCCUGCUGGCCGUCACGCAGGGGACGGACCUGAGCAGGACGGAGGCCUACACGUCCGGCAAGAUCAUCCUGCAGGACAAGGCAUCAUGCUUCCCCGCAUACCUUCUCGACCCGCAGCCCGAAGACGGCGACGUGAUAGACGCCUGCGCUGCACCCGGGAACAAGACGACGCACCUGGCCGCCAUCCUGCGCCAGCACCAGCCCGAGUUUGAGAGCCCCGCGCAGACAAUCUACGCCUUCGAGAAGGAUGCGCGCAGGGCCAAGACGCUGGACAGGAUGGUCAGGAUCGCCGGAUCGAGGGAGACGACGCGCAUAGGUCCCGGGCAGGACUUCCUCCAGGUGGACCCCCGCGACGGCAGGUACGAGGGCGUGGGUGCGCUGCUCCUGGACCCGAGCUGCUCGGGGAGCGGCAUCGUGGGCCGGGACUCGAUGCCGGAGCUCCACCUGCCCGGCACGGCGAAUGCUACGGCCGAUGGUGACGACGACGGCAAGGGCGGAAGAGGCUCGGCCAGGAACCCACGCAAGAGAGAGCGCGACCAGGCCGGCGGGAAGGAGGAGGAGGCGGAGAAGAAGGUCAUGGUGGACGACGACGGCAACGAGACGGUGGUGCAGUCGGACAAGGAUCUCAAGGCGCGUCUCAGGGCACUGUCGGGCUUCCAGCUCACGCUGCUGCUGCACGCCUUCCUCUUCCCCGGGGCCAGGAAGGUGACGUACUCGACGUGCUCGGUGCACGCGGAGGAGAACGAGCACGUGGUGAUGGCGGCGCUGACAUCGGAGGCCGCACGGGCUCGCGGAUGGCGCAUCCUCACCCGGCCAGCCCAGGUCGCCGGCAUGAGGGACUGGCCGGUGCGCGGUCUCCCAGAGGAGUGCGGCGGCGAUCGAGACGUGUCGGAGGGGUGCAUACGCUCCUACAAGGGUGACGGACGGGGGGUCAUGGGCUUCUUCGUCGCAGGAUUCGUGAGGGAUGGUAGAUCCGGCGAUGGGCAUGGGCAUGGGCAGCAGAAGCAGCCGGAGGAGGAGGAGUCGCCGUACGUGCAGAAUGAUGACGGCAGCAUCGUGCGGGACGUGACAGAACCGCGCGAAGGGGCGGUCAGCAGCGGUCACGACAUUGACGUAAGUAGCGGCGAUGCAAGCGACGACGAGGAGGACGGGGAGGACGGGGAGGACGAGGAGGACGGGGAGGACGGGGAGGAUGAGGACGAAUGGGGCGGGAUUGAUGACUAG